AUGAAGGGUUUGCUAAGUAGCAGAGCAGACUUGCAGCAAAAAUUGAGAAAGAGGGCAGCACAGGAAGAAGAGGAGAUGGACAUUGAUACAAACAGCAAUAUGGGCAAUAAUGGCCCAGAGAAUGGAGAUCACCCUGGUCAAGGAGCAGGUAUUGCUGCUACCCUAGGUAGUAAGCCAGCAAUUGACCUUACAGCUUCUGCUAUGCCAACAGUGCCUUCAGCAGCUGCACCUGUCUCUGCCUCUGCUGGGAAUACAAACUCACCUGUCCCUUCCAUUACAAACAAUGUCCAGUUUGCUGCAACAGCAGUUCAUGUAGCCUCCAAACAGUUUGACAAGGAUCAAUCAUCAAGCAGCUCCAAUGAGGAUACCAACACCCCACCAACAAAACAACAGAGACAAAAUUGCAAAAGUAGCAUGCCAAGGGCUUGUAAUCCCAAUGGGAACGCUAUCAAGCCUGCAGCACCUUCCAGUGCUACAACUUCAAAGGGUCAAAACACCAAGUUGCGUCCAACAGAACCAGGUCUUUUGGGGUCAACUACAAAGGCAAGUAAGACUCAGGCAGCACCAAUGAGAAGAGCGCCAAAGAGUUCAAGGUCAAACAAGAAGUAG
Rhizoctonia solani is the source of this 609-nucleotide messenger RNA. RefSeq lists its product as uncharacterized. The record is from RefSeq and is a predicted model, not a curated record. The transcript has 7 exons. The coding region runs from base 1 to 609 and encodes 202 amino acids. Lineage: Eukaryota; Fungi; Basidiomycota; Agaricomycetes; Cantharellales; Ceratobasidiaceae.